Cryptomeria japonica (Japanese cedar) is the source of this 1026-nucleotide messenger RNA. RefSeq lists its product as uncharacterized. Bases 1 to 1026 code for a protein of 341 amino acids. Lineage: Eukaryota; Viridiplantae; Streptophyta; Pinopsida; Cupressales; Cupressaceae. The record is from RefSeq and is a predicted model, not a curated record. The transcript has 3 exons.
AUGGAUCAGUUACCUGAGGAUGUUGGAGAGUCUGAGGAGGAAGAUGGAGACAAUGAAAUCGAUAUCAAAGAGAUCAAGCAUAUUGAACAUUUGGUGCCAAUAGAAGGAAGGCAUGGAAAAGGAAAUAAAGAAAAGAAAGGAGGCACAAAUAAAAUCAGUAGGGAUAUGGUGGAAUUCAGAGAUUUCAUUCAGGGGAUUGAGGCAGUGGAUUGUAUUUUGUCUGAAGAAUGGUUCACUUGGAUGAACAGAAGAAUGGGCCUCACCAAUAUUGCGGAACGAUUGGAUAGGUUCUUGACCGAAACAAAAUGGAUUAUGGAGGGAAUACCAAUCAGUGUGAAGACUCUCCCUUACUGUUUGUCGGAUCAGUUCCCCAUAAUGCUAGAAAUGGGCUCAGAAAUUGGUCGUGGGGGAGAUAAAAUCAAGGUGUGGAACAAAGAGACAUUAAAAAACAUCUUUAAUGAAAAGGACCGAGUUGAAGGGGAAUUAGAUGCUUUAAACAGGAAAAUCAUGGACAAUGGGAUGAGCAAGGUAGAUUUCAUUAAUGACAAAAAUCCAAAGGAAAGACUUGUAGAACUACACAUUAGGGAGGAAAUUUACUGGAGGGAUAAGGCGAGGGAGAUGUGGAUAAAAGAUGGGGAUAAAAACACAAAAUAUUUUCAUUCCUCUGUUAAAGCAAGACAAGCCUUUAAUCAGGUUAGUGAAAUUACCUUGGAGGAUGGGCACAAGUUGCAAAAUAUGAAUGAGAUUGGACAAGCUGCAGUUGAAUAUUUUUUUGACAUUCUCAAUGAUAAAAUAAGAGAUCCUAUAGUUGGGAAUGUGGAGUUAAUGGAGGAUAUUCCUAGACUAGUCACGUUAGAAGACAACGCUAUGUUGAUGGCUCCCUUCACUUUGGAGGAAGUUAGGAAGGUUUUUUUUUGUCUAGACCUGGACAAAGCCUCGAGGCCGGAUGGUUUUCCUGCACAUUUUUAUCAAAAUUUGUUGGGACUUCAUAAAGGAGGAUAUUUGGAAAGUGAUGGAGGAUGUUAG